UUAAUUUGAGAAGAGAUUGUUAAAUAAAAUCCCAAAACAUAUAAAAACCCAGAAACACUAUACUCCACAUAAAAAUGGCGACAUGUUUGAGCAACACCACACCAAAGCUCACCAUCACCUUCUCUUCAUCAUCUUCCUCUAAAACCCUCCAAUCUCUCUGCAAACGCUUUUCUCGCCCUAAUUUCCUUUCUCUCUCCUCUCAUUCUCUCUCCUCAUCUUCUCGCCUUUCUCCCAAAACCCUACACUUUCUCUCUCCUCAACGCCACCUUCUUCUCCGCCGCAAUUUCUCCGUUCGAGCUGAAUCAUCGUCAACUUCGUCGUCUUCCGAUAAUGGCGCGCACUACGAUUUUGACCUCUUUACUAUUGGUGCCGGUAGCGGCGGCGUAAGAGCUUCGCGUUUUGCUGCGCAAUUCGGCGCUUCGGUUGCUGUUUGUGAGCUUCCUUUUAGUACUAUUUCGUCUGAGACUACUGGUGGUGUUGGUGGAACCUGUGUACUUCGAGGAUGUGUGCCAAAGAAGCUCCUUGUUUAUUCUUCUAAAUAUUCUCAUGAAUUUGAGGAGAGUCAUGGAUUCGGAUGGAGUUAUGAUGCUGAACCCAAGCAUGAUUGGGGCACCUUGAUUGCUAAUAAGAAUGCUGAACUUCAACGCCUCACAGGCAUCUACAAGAAUAUCCUGAAUAAUUCAGGUGUCACGCUAGUUGAAGGUCGUGGAAAGAUUGUGGAUCCUCACACCGUUGACGUGGAUGGGAAACGUUAUUCAGCGAGACACAUUUUGAUUUCUGUUGGGGGCCGCCCUUUUAUUCCUGAUAUUCCCGGCAGUGAGUAUGCUAUUGAUUCUGAUGCUGCUCUUGAUCUCCCGGAAAAGCCCAAGAAAAUUGCAAUUAUCGGGGGUGGAUACAUUAGUUUGGAAUUCGCUGGCAUCUUUAAUGGUUUGGGAAGUGAUGUUCAUGUUUUCAUUCGUCAAAAGAAGAUUCUGAGAGGCUUUGAUGAGGAGAUCAGAGAUUUUCUUGCUGACCAGAUGGCCUUGAGAGAAAUUGAGUUCCACACAGAAGAGUCUCCCCAAGCUAUCACAAAGUCUGCAGAUGGAACUUUGUCAUUAAAAACCAACAAGGAAACUGUUGAUGGUUUCUCUCACGUCAUGUUUGCGACAGGGAGAAGACCAAAUACGAAGAACUUGGGGCUGGAAGCUUUGGGGGUAAAGAUGGAUAAGAAUGGCGCCAUAGAGGUCAAUGAGUAUUCUCAGUCAUCAGUUCCUUCUAUAUGGGCAGUGGGUGAUGUCACUGAUAGAGUGAAUUUGACCCCUGUUGCUUUGAUGGAGGGAGGAGCAUUAGCAAAGACUCUGUUUGCUAAUGAGCCAACAAAACCUGAUUACCGAGCUAUACCGUCUGCUGUGUUUUCUCAACCACCCCUUGGCCAAGUUGGCUUAACAGAGGAGCAAGCCAUAGAAACAUACGGUGACGUGGAUGUUUACUCUGCAAAUUUUAGGCCUUUAAAGGCCACAUUAUCUGGUCUUCCAGAUCGCGUUUACAUGAAACUUAUAGUCUGCGCAAAGACUGACAAAGUCGUUGGGUUGCACAUGUGUGGAGAUGAUGCACCAGAGAUAGUUCAGGGGUUUGCAGUUGCAGUGAAAGCUGGCUUGACAAAAGCAGACUUUGAUGCAACAAUUGGAAUUCAUCCCACAGCAGCAGAAGAGUUUGUCACAAUGAGGACUCCUACGCGCCAAAUUCGCAGUGAACUGCCAAAGGGUAAAAAGGAUUCCGAGUCUAAAGCUGCUGCAGGAGUUUAGGCUUGUGCACAGGCUGCAUUGGGAAUCAGAACUAAAACACUUACCAAAGUACAACAUUCACAAACAUCCAUGUAUUUUUUCAAGCUGAUUUCUUAUACCCAUGUUGCUUUGUGAAGAAUGAAAAUAUAGAAGUUAAGCAUUCUAGUCUAAUUCUAUAGCAAUCUGAUACCUCUUCCUAUCUAGUUUCUUCAGUUAAUGCCUCCAAUUUUCCAAAUCAGAAACAUUUUUUUGCUUCCUUAAAAAUAACAUUUUUCUUCCAGAGGUUUUGUUUAAUGAACAAUCAAUUAUUUGGAUUGAUUAAUUUAUACAGCUGAGUGAAACAAGUUUUGUAACCUUAGCUAAUGAUCUGCAUGUAAAUUUACCAAAAUUUAUGCAUAGCAUGCUUUGUGAGAAGCUAUACAUGCUAGUUGUUUUUGUUGUAAAGAACAAUGCUGUUUCUUUUGAAACAUCUUGUUGGACACUACGACCCCAUUGGCAAUGUGAACUUUAACGCAGUUGAAACUUGAAGAA
Chenopodium quinoa (quinoa) is the source of this 2294-nucleotide messenger RNA. Its product is annotated as glutathione reductase, chloroplastic-like. Bases 75 to 1784 code for a protein of 569 amino acids. Gene Ontology annotation, cellular component: mitochondrion; cytosol. The record is from RefSeq and is a predicted model, not a curated record. The transcript has 10 exons. Lineage: Eukaryota; Viridiplantae; Streptophyta; Magnoliopsida; Caryophyllales; Amaranthaceae. Gene Ontology annotation, molecular function: flavin adenine dinucleotide binding; NADP binding; glutathione-disulfide reductase (NADPH) activity. Gene Ontology annotation, biological process: cellular response to oxidative stress; glutathione metabolic process; cell redox homeostasis.